Messenger RNA from Aureobasidium musti, 1395 nucleotides. The record is from the annotation of a GenBank genome assembly. NCBI's taxonomy places the organism in Eukaryota, Fungi, Ascomycota, Dothideomycetes, Dothideales, Saccotheciaceae.
AUGGAUCACAGUCUUUCAGAUCCCAGCGACUGGCUAAAUACCUCACUCACACCCUUUUCCGCACUCGAAAAUUCGCUACGAUGUCAAGUGUGCAAAGACUUCUUUACCACGCCAAUGGUCACCACUUGCUCGCAUACGUUUUGCAGUAUUUGUAUAAGACGUUGUUUGUCUGUUGAUGGCAAGUGUCCGGCUUGUCGCGCAAACGAUCAAGCCAGUAAAUUGCGCAGGAAUUGGGCGAUUGAGGAAGUGGUGGGUGCUUUCAAGACGGCUAGACCUGUUGCGCUGGAGAUUGCGACGAAAGACAAGAAGGAGAAGGAGGAUGCGCCGACAAGGCCUAGUAAGAGGAGGAGGACGGAGAGACAUAGUGGUGGCAGUGAUCUGACGGUGCGCACUACGAGGAGUCAGAGCAAGAGGACACAACAAGUCGAUCAACAACCUGCAACCUUUGAUGGACUCGACGAUGAAGGCAGUGAUGGCGAAUACACCGAAAACGGCAACACUCAACCAGAAAGACAACAAACACCAGAUGACGGCCUAGUAGCCUGUCCAAUCUGCCAAACACGCAUGAAAGAAGAAGUAGUCUUCAACCACAUCGGAACAUCCGCCUGCACAUCUCCAUCGCAGAGANCAAAGAAACCCCCACGUUCCUCCACCACAGCACAAACGCCACAACCAUCAUCAAAACCAACAACCCCAAAACCAAUCCCAGACCGCCUCGCCGAACUAAACUACUCCCUCCUCAACGAAAAAGCCCUCCGCAAGAAACUCACAGAACUCGGUAUACCAACCACCGGCUCCAAGACUUUGUUAUCACGCCGCCACACCGAGUGGGUAAACCUCUGGAACGCAAACGUGGAUGCAGGAGCCCCACGCAGCAAACGCGACCUCCUCGACGAAUUGAGAAAGUGGGAUCGGAGUAUUGGUCGCGAGCCAGAUCAAUUCACCACCAGCAACCAAGUUAUGAAANAGGACUUUGAUGCUAAGGCGUGGAGUACUGGCAACAAAGACGAUUUUACGAGGUUGAUUGAGCAGGCUAGGCAAGGGAGGAAUAAACAACAAACCCAACAAAAGAAAGAAGCAGACGACGAAACCAAAGAGACGGCACCACAGCAACAAGACGUCAUGGAGAUUGAUAAACCAGAAGUCAAGGCACGUGUUGAGCCAGAAAAGGAUUUACCAACUGGAUACCACGAUGCAACUCAACCACAAGAAAACUUUCCAGAUGCAGAUCAUCCACCGCCAUCAGGACAAAGAGUAGAUCCUCCACCCCCGCUGUCCAAGGAAACUUCUUUGCCUGAAAAGUUCGGAUCGGAUGCCCAGACCAUCAACAUGUUUGAGGUGUCGAGUCACCCUGUCGCUGAUGUAGAGACGAUGCCAGAGAACAGUGGCCAUUGA